Messenger RNA from Spirodela intermedia, 2811 nucleotides. NCBI's taxonomy places the organism in Eukaryota, Viridiplantae, Streptophyta, Magnoliopsida, Alismatales, Araceae. The record is from the annotation of a GenBank genome assembly.
AUGAUGCAACAAACUAUGAACCAAAUGAUGCUGCACCAGAAACAAAUUAUAGAGGCUCUUGGGAAUAAGAGAGAAGAGGGACAGCUACCUAGUCAGCCCAUAGAAAAUCUAGGGAACUGCCCAACAAUAGGAUUUCAGCAAGGGGAGUCUAGUAGCAUGAAUCUAGGAAAAAACCCACGAAAUGAAAAUGUUAGGACAGUGAAUGUAUUAAGGAGUGGUAAGAUCUUAGCUGAUCCUUAUCCUCAAACAUUAGAAGAAAAAGAAAACGUGGACAACCCAAAACAAAAUCAAAUAGGAGUAGAAGAGGAUUUUAUAGAUUCUACCAAGGAAAUUUCGAAAGAGAGGACAACCAUUCCAUUUCCUAAAGCUCUAGAGCCUAGACAAAGAAAGAAAAAGGAACACAAUGAAGAAAUAAAGAAAAUUUUACAAGAUGUGCAAAUUAGUCUUUCUUUACUUACUGCCAUUGAACAUAUUCCUGAAUAUGCUAGAGUUUUGAAAGAAAUGUGUACACCAAAAAGGGCACCUAGAGUAGAAAAAUUAUCUAUGCAUGCUAGUGCAUUAUUAUUAAAUCAAUUACCAUAUAAAUUGAGAGAUACAGGUGCCCCUUUGAUUUCGUGUGAUAUUGGUGGAUUCAUUUUUCAGAAUGCAUUACUUGACACCGGUGCUAGCAUUAAUUUAUUACCUGCAAGUAUUUGUGAUAAAUUUAAUAUUUCUGAUCUUAAACCUUCUACUGUUACCUUACAAUUUGCUGAUAGAUCCAUAAAACAUCCUAAAGGUAUUUUAGAAAAUGUGAUAGUGACAGUUAAAGGGUGUAAAUUUCCAGCUGAUUUCGUAGUACUGGAAAUGGAUUUUAAUGGACAGUUUUAUGAUACACCAAUCAUCUUAGGGAGACCAUUUUUGCAUACAGCAAAGAUGAAUAUUGAUUUUCCCAUAGGUAUUGCGAAAAUUUCAUGUGGAGAUCAAUCAGUAGAAAUUAAAAUUUUUGAGAUAUCAAAUGAUAUUAAGAAAUCCCAAGUAUAUGAUUGUCAUACCAUAGAUCUUCUAGAUGAUUUUGAUGAUCCAGAUGUUAUUGAUGACUAUGUGCUGAAAGAAUUAGAGGAAAUAGAGAAUAUAAAUUUAGAAGAAAAGAAAGAGGAAGAUCAUCUGAAUUUAGAGUUGAAACCUCUUCCCUCUAGUUUAAAAUAUAUGUUUUUGGAGGAAAAUAAUUCAUUUCCUAUUAUUAUUGCAGCUGAUUUGAGUGAUGAAUAGGAAGAAGAAUUAUUAGAUGUACUUCGAAAAAAUAAGAAAGCUAUGGGCUGGAAAAUGGACGAUCUAAGGGGCAUUGAUAUGAGUGUAUGCAUGCAUAGUAUAUAUUUAGAGGAGGGGGCUAGAACUAGUAGGGAACCACAACGAAGAUUAAAUCCUAACAUGAUGGAAAUUGUAAAAAAGGAAAUUUUAAAGUGGCUGGCUGCUGAUAUUAUUUAUCCUAUUUCAGAUAGCAAAUGGGUUAGUCCUACACAAGUAGUGCCAAAAAAAUCAGGGAUUACGGUUAUAAAAAACAAAAAUGGGGAUGAAAUACAAACAAGACUAACUACCGGUUGGAGAGUUUGCAUUGAUUAUAGAAAAUUAAAUUCAGUUACUAGAAAAGAUCAUUUUCCCCUACCAUUUACUGAUCAAAUUCUAGAAAAAUUAGCUGGAAAAAACUUUUUUUGUUUUCUGGAUGGAUACUCUGGUUAUAAUCAAAUUUAUAUAAACCCUUUAGAUCAAGAAAAAACAACUUUCACUUGUCCAUUUGGUACUUUUGCUUUUAAAUGCAUGCCUUUUGGUCUGUGUAAUGCUCCAGCCACAUUUCAAAGAUGUAUGCUGUCUAUUUUUUCUGAUAUGAUUGGAAAAUGCAUGGAAAUUUUUAUGGACGAUUUUUCUGUUUUUGGCGAAUCAUUUGAUGAAUGCUUAAAUCAUUUACAGCAUGUACUUGAGAAAUGCAUAGAGAAAAAAUUAGUUUUGAGUUGGGAGAAAUCACAUUUUAUGGUUAAAGAGGGAGUUGUGUUGGGUCAUAUUGUGAGUAAAAGGGGUUUAGAGGUGGAUAGAGCAAAAAUUGAUAUUAUAUCUAAAAUGAAACCUCCAAAUUCAGUAAAACAGAUUAGAUCUUUCUUGGGUCAUGCAGGUUAUUACAGAAAAUUUAUUCAAGAUUUUUCGAAGAUUUCUGAACCUCUCACCAUGCUAUUAUCUAAAGAUAUGCCUUUUAAUUUUGAUGAGAAAUGUUUUGAGUCUUUUUCCGUAAUAAAAAGAUUACUUACUGAGGCACCCAUUUUACAAGCUCCUGAUUGGUCCCUUCCCUUUGAAAUAAUGUGUGAUGCAUCGAAUUAUGCAGUGGGGGCCGUUCUAGGACAAACAAAAGAGUCAAAACCCAUAGUAAUUUCAUAUGCUAGUAAAACUAUAUCCGAUGCUCAAUUAAAUUAUACCACGACUGAAAAAGAGUUGUUAGCUGUAGUAUUUUCGUUAGAAAGGUUUAGAUCAUAUAUUUUGGGAGCUAAAAUUAUUAUUUAUACUGAUCAUGCAGCAUUAAAAUAUCUGUUAAAUAAGAAAGAUGCAAAGCCACGUUUAUUAAGAUGGAUUUUAUUGUUGCAGGAAUUUGACUUAGAAAUAAAAGAUAAAAAAGGUUUCGAGAAUGCUGUUGCUGACCAUCUUUCUAGAUUAAGUGACACGGGAAUAAAUGCAGCACCUUUACAAGACGCAUUUCUAGAUGAACAAUUGAUGGCAGCUCAACAUCAACCAUCACCAUGGUAUGCACAUAUUGUUAAUUUUCUGGUUUCUGGAAAAACUCCAGAAUAG